AUGACUGAAUCGAAAGACGUUAAAGAGGAAGCGAUGUUUCGCUCCGCGAAGAUGUCUCUUGUUGAGAUAUAUGUGCCCUCUGAAGAAGCUAGGCACAUACUUCAUGAAAUUGGAAUUUUAGGGGUCAUGCAAUUUAGAGACUUAAAUAAGGGCAUCAAUGACUUUCAAAGAUCAUUUGUCCAAGAACUUAGAGUGCUCGAUAACAUAGAAAGACAGUACUGGUUCUUGAAGUCUCAAUUAGACAAGAAAUCUAUUGAGAUUGUAAGCUAUCCGUAUGAUGUGCUCGAUAUUCAAAUGUCAGACAUAGAGGUCUUUUCAGAAAAUGCUGCAUUACUAGAGAAUAGGGUCUCACAAAUGAGUGAUGCUUUUGAAGCUCUUCAAAAGAAAAGGAUGGAGUUAAUUCAAUGUCGGUACACUAUCGAGACUGUUAAGAACUUUUUCACCGGGAAUGACCCGCAUGGCUUAUCAUUGAUGCCACUUUCUGAGGAUUCUGCGGGGUUACACUCUCAGUUCAUCUCGGGUGUGAUUGAUCGUGAUAAGGUUGGCGUCUUUCAGCAAAUUCUUUGGAGAGUUUUAAGAGGAAACAUGUAUUACUACACCGAGGAGAUUCAGGAGCCCAUCUACGAUCCAAAAAAAGGAGAAGAUAUUUUCAAAAGUACUUUCGUGAUUUUUUCCCAUGGAACUCUCAUUCGUAAAAGGAUUAUCAAGAUAGCGGAAUCCUUGAAUGCUAACAUCUAUGAAAUUGAGCUAAACGCGGAACAGAGAUUACGCCAACUCAGGGAAUUGGAUGACGACCUCAGUGAUCUUAAGCUUGUCUUACAAGAGACUGAUAGUGCCCUUUGCUCGGAACUAAUUGCUGUGUCUCGUGAUCUUGCCAGAUGGUGGGAAGUUAUCGCGAGGGAGAAACGUGUAUAUCAAAUCAUGAACCUUUGUGACUAUGACGGUCUGAGGAAGACUAUCAUCGCUGAGGGCUGGGUUCCCAAUGAUGAAAUACCUAAGCUCACUGAAACAGUCAGAUCUCUGAGCUCCUCAGAUGCUGUUCCAACUAUUAUCAACGUUUUGGAAACCUCAAAAACGCCCCCCACGUACCAUCGUACAAACAAGUUUAGCGUCGCUUUUCAAAGCAUUUGUGAUACCUAUGGUGUUGCAUCUUAUCAAGAAAUCAACCCAGGCUUGCCGACAAUUAUCACAUUUCCGUUCAUGUUCGCGAUUAUGUUUGGAGACUUGGGUCAUGGGUUCCUUAUGUUUUUGGCCGCUGCAGUUUUGGUCUUCAAGGAAGAGAAAAUUAAGUCUCUUAAGAGGGAUGAAAUAUUUGAUAUGGCCUUUUCGGGGCGCUAUAUCCUACUUUUGAUGGGCUUCUUUUCGAUGUAUACUGGUUUGAUGUAUAAUGACAUCUUUUCAAAAUCGCUCACUUUGUUCAAAUCCGGUUGGCAAUGGCCCUCGUAUUGGGAAGAUGGGCAACUCGUGUUCGCGAAGCAAAUUGGUGUUUAUCCUUUUGGCUUGGAUUGGGCAUGGCAUGGCUCCGAAAAUGCUCUUUUGUUCUCCAAUUCUUACAAGAUGAAGCUCUCAGUGCUCAUGGGAUACUUACACAUGACAUUUUCAUAUUUCUUCUCAUUACUGAAUGCGAUUUACUUUGGAGAAGUGAUUGAUAUCGUGGGUAAUUUCAUUCCAGGAUUGUUGUUCAUGCAAAGUAUUUUUGGCUACUUGUCUUUGUGCAUAGUUUACAAAUGGUCUGUUGACUGGUUAGCGAUAAAACAGCAGCCGCCAGGAUUACUAAACAUGUUGAUCAUGAUGUUUCUUUCACCGGGCUCGGUUGUUGAGCCUCUCUACAGUCAUCAAAGUGGUGUUCAAAUAACCCUUUUGGCAAUUGCAUUGGUAUGUGUGCCGUGGCUAGUGCUUGUGAAACCUCUCUACUUGAGACAUAGAAUUAGGCAAAAAGAGAAGAGUGCCAUUUAUGAAAGCUUAGUUUCACGGGAAACUGAGCACGAAUCGCAUCAAGCUGUACUGAGCUCAAGGACCGCUACGCAUGGUACGUCAACUGAAGAUGAUGAAGACAGUGAUGAAAGUGAGACCUUUGGUGACAUCAUGAUUCAUCAAGUCAUCCACACAAUUGAAUUUUGUUUGAAUUGUGUUUCACACACCGCAUCUUACUUGAGACUUUGGGCCCUUUCUCUCGCACAUGCUCAAUUAUCCACAGUAUUAUGGACUAUGACGCUUGAAAAUGCAUUUGGAAUGACGGGAAUCGUCGGUGUUUUCUUGACAGUGUUUCUCUUUGACUCCAGGAAGGUGCGAGAAGUGAAGAUAUUGAGGCCAGUUUUGAGGUGCUUCCUUGAAGCCUCGAAGAUAAUUAGGAAACACUCAUCAUUGACACGUGAAAUUUUGACACCGAAGUUGUCUCUAUUUUAUAGUACAUGCGUGAAAAAUUUCGAUGUUGAUCCCCUCGCUGUGUCUGAAGUCAUAAGAAAUCUUCUUGCAUACCAUCCAACAACUGCUAGACCAUAUUUGAAAAGACUUCUCGUGCAGUAUGCUGAUACAAUUGCAGACAUGACGUAUUGGCCGGAAAGCCCCAGAUGUUGUUACAAUCUAUACGGCCUCACGUCCUCAUUACUCAUGGCUGAGAAGGAAACACCCAUUGAUAAGUGGCGAGACUCCUUCGAAAGAACUUUGAGAGAAGCGGUAAAUACAUUUGCAGUGUUUGAUAAUUUCAUUGAUAUCAUGUCUGAUGACGUUCUGAAGAAACUUAUAGAGCACUACAGAGCGGUAAAAAUUGAGCCCUUGUUUCCUCCUCUUAAGGUGAAUGUUAACUCCAUGAACUCCAUAAUGCAGAUAGCAGAUAGGCUCAAGCGAUUGUUUGAUAUCCUUCAGUCUUACUUAUACUGCUCUACUGGAGACGCCAUACAGAUACCAGUGGGACGAUUUUUUAACUUUCUCGAAAUGGUCUGUUCCGCUCUGAGUGAUGUCUUAAGUUUCAAACCACACGUGAGAGAUACCAGCCUUCAAAACUCCAUAGACUUUGUCUUAUUGAGGUCUCAAUAUUUCGCUUAUCGAUUACUCGCAGCGUCAGUAUACAGCUUGAGGGGACUUGCUGCGCCGUAUUGUCGACGUUUGCUCGACAUGUUUAACACACAUGCUCGCCGACACUUGAAAUCAUGUAAAGCACGGAAUGAUGAUUAUGCAAACUCGAUACUUUCUGCUUCGGCAACCAUGAUCACGUUGUCAGGCUACAUCUGGCAGGACAUCGACGUUGCUCACUUGACUUCACUUGCAAAUAAAAUCAUCAUGUCUGAUUCUCGAACUCCGUCUGGUGCAUCGAGUCCAACGCAUUCUGACUCACGCAACAGUGAAGCUUAUACAUUUGUCUCUUCAAAAAGAGUCGUUCAGUCUUCAAUCGCAACUUCGUUCCUCAAGUCUGCCACACGUCAUAGAGCUUUGUCUCAGGGACUCUUUAGUUCUGGAGUUCGUCACAUGCUACAACGGCUCAUAAUUCAAAAAGACUUUGAUGAUAUCACAUUCGUUGAUGGAGCUGAGCAUGAUCUUGUAUCCAUGAUGACCUCAAAGGCUCAUCUGGAUAUCCCUAUCGCAAUGUUACUGCUGAUGAUGUCGAGGAAUGAAAUAUUGAAUCUUCUCCUUAACCCAAAAGUUCCGAUCACAAUUCCUCGUGAUAAGAUUCCGACUCACGACUCUCUCGUCAGGAAGAAUUUUGAUGAGAAAAGAAAAAUGCUCGAUGAUGUGCACCCAAAAACAGACUUUUCGAAAAAGCUUAAACUAGACCCAGUUGCGUAUGAAAGUCAGAGGUUUGAAAGUGUUCUGAUCAGCUCGAUGCAGCUGUCGCUUGAUAUCAGGUACCCCUCAAAAUGCUCAACUGAUGACAUCCCUAUGGCUAGUGAGUCACCAAACUCUAAUGAAACACUGGAUGAUGAAGAGGCUGAAAUUGAAGUUCCAGAGCUUGACAUGAGCGAGGACUCCGACAAUUGA
Molecule: messenger RNA, 3975 nt
Organism: Candidozyma auris
Lineage: Eukaryota; Fungi; Ascomycota; Pichiomycetes; Serinales; Metschnikowiaceae
Gene: VPH1
Product: H(+)-transporting V0 sector ATPase subunit a
Exons: 3
Coding region: 1-3975 (1324 amino acids)
Biological process (GO): proton transmembrane transport; vacuolar acidification
Cellular component (GO): fungal-type vacuole membrane; proton-transporting V-type ATPase, V0 domain; vacuolar proton-transporting V-type ATPase complex
Molecular function (GO): ATPase binding; proton-transporting ATPase activity, rotational mechanism
Source: RefSeq, a predicted model, not a curated record